Messenger RNA from Drosophila takahashii, 3984 nucleotides. The record is from RefSeq and is a predicted model, not a curated record. NCBI's taxonomy places the organism in Eukaryota, Metazoa, Arthropoda, Insecta, Diptera, Drosophilidae.
UUUCAGCAGCGGACUCAGAAUCGCCAGCCCGUAAUCCCUGCCAGCUUUUCAGUGUGUUUCUGGAGCAGUUCGCGUGCGGCGGUGUUUUUGUGCUGUGUUGAAAGGCUAAAAGUGCUGGCUUGCUUAGAGGUUUACAAACAGUUUUUUUUUUCGACCCGAUCCGAAACGAAAGAAGUGCAUAUAAGUUCUCCGAAAACUUGCAAGUAAUUAAAGAGGCAUUCCGCUGCAUCGCAACUGUAUUUGCAUUGCAACAUAUUCUUAACCAUAUAUCGUAUAUACAUAUAUCAACGGAUUCAGCGGGGGGCGUGGCAGGGCGACGGCGGCGGACAAUGAACCCGCCCACGCAGCAAGGACAAUAACUUGAGACCGGAUUGGAAUGGGAUGUGGAUGUCAGCGGAGGAGCAGCAUGAGUUCGCCCCUUUGGAGCGAUGCCAAUUGUGGAAUCGCAGCGGCCCCAGAAUUAGAAUCAAAAUCCACAGUCAAAACCAAAUCCAAAUCCACAUAACUCCAUUGCGAUAAGUUUCGAUAGUUUGGCAAUAAUCGCCGGAAAUGGGCAGUCUGCCGAAUCUUCACGAGCUGGAGGAGGCGGAGCGCAAGCGGGAGAAGCGCCGGGAGUACGAACUUUUGCUGGAGCAGCGGGCCCGCGACACCAGUCGGGAGCGGGAGCGACUCUCUGCUUUCGCUCAGCAGCGCAAGCAAUCCUCGUAUAAUGCUUACAUAAUGGCUGGCCUGGGGAUCGGCGGAGGAGGAUCCCUGAGCCUCAAUGCAGCCGGAGGAGGAACAGCCGCCGGAAACGGAGAGCUGCCCAGUGGCAAUGGAACGAAUGCCGGAAAGUCGCAGACCCCAGGGCUGGGCACAGGAUCUGGGCUGGCCACCAGUUCGGGUGCUCCGGUGGCCAGCGGUGGCUUUGCUUUGCUGGGCCUGGGCAAGAAGUAUGCCCCACACUCGCACCACCAUCAGCACCAGCAUCAGCACCACCAGCACCAUCAGCACCGCCAUUCGCUGACCACCAGGCACCGAGUGCUCCGCACGCGCAGCUCUGGAGGAGCCCAGAACGUCUGGGACGAGCAGAUGAUGGAGCAGCACCUGGCCACAUACUCGCCGUCGCCCAUUUCGACCCGUUCGCACCGCAUCAACCCGGUGUCCUCGUACCAGGUGCAGGCUGCCCUGGCGGCCUCGCGUCGCCGGGAGUCGAUCAACAGCUCCAUCGGGGCCACCUCCAUCCGGCGCCUGAUCACGCUGAACAACCGGAACUGCCGCCACAAGGUGCCGGCCCAUGUGCGCCAGAAGGUGUGGCGCCAGUUCAGCUGCCUGAGCCUCGCCCACGGCCUGAUGAACUGCGUCCUGCUGCCGGUGAUGGCGCUGCAGGGCUCCAAUGCGGUCUGGCACCACCGCGAGCAGUGGCUGCCGCUGGGCCCCGAGAUCGGAUCGCUGCUCCUGAGCGCCCUCUUCCUGGUGGCCGCCGGCAUGAGCCUGCCCAGCAUUCGGCUGAUGAAGCGCUACGGCUGCGGGCCGCUCCUGGUGGCCAACUAUCUGGCGGUGGUGCUCUUCCUCCUGUCGCACCUGUACGCCUCCAUUUACACCCUGCUGCCGGCCUACCUGCUGCUGGGGGUGACCUUGAGCGGAUCGGCAGGCUGUAAGGCGGCCCUGAUUGUCCACUUUGGCGGCAAGCUGAGCUGCUCCUGCGAAUCGCAGCAGUCGCAGGCGGCCGUGGAUGUGCUGCACGAGGAGCACAAGAUGUUCUGCAAUCGGGAUCAGAAGGUGAGGCGGUUGGCCAGAUGGUUCCGGGUCUCGCAGGACCUGGGACUCAUCGCGGGAGCCCUGCUCGCCUCCAUUCUGCUGGCCUGCAGCGAUGGCGACUUCACGGGCGAUUGCUCCGGCCUGGUCUACUACGGCAACGAGAGCUGGCCGCCGCAGCUGAGGGACUUCUACAAUAGGAACGAGCACGGGGACCGGAUCUGCGGGGCGGACAUGUGCCCGCUGCGGGUGCAAUCCCUUUUGGCCGGCGGCUGGGCCAAUGGCAGCUCCAUACCCAGCUCCAUUUACGCGGGAUUCAUCGAGAGCGAGCCGCGGGUGGCUGGGCAGUCGCUUCUCUGGCUUUAUGUUCUCUUCGCGGUGAUGUCCUUGGUCCUGUCGCUGGUGAUACUGCUGGACAAGGUCCAGGCCACGGGCUCCUCGCGACCGGAACGCCUGCGGGAUGUGAGCAUCACGGACACGCUGCUCUUCGCCGGUCCGCUGGCCUAUUUCGUGGGCACCGAACAGGCCUACAUGCUGGGCGACUUCCUGCGGGCCUUCGUCACCUGCUCCCUGGGCAUUGGAAUGAUUGCGGGCGCCCUGAUCGGAAUGGGUCUCAUGCAGCUCAUCGUUUCCUGCACCCUGAGCAUGCUGCUGCGGCACGUCAAGCGGAUCGUCGUGAUAUUGGCCGGCUUCUUCUUUCAUUCCUGCCUGCUGUUGGCCCUGUCCAGCUGGAAGCCCUCGAGCGACGACAGCGCCCUGUUCUACGUGAUCGCCGCCUCGUGGGGCGCCUGCAAUGGGAUGUGGGAGACGCUGCUGCUCUCGCUGGUGACCCUCAACCAUGCCGGCCAUGUGACCGAGGUCCAGGCCCCUCUGCUGGCCCUCCGGUUCCUCGGACUCGGGCUGACCUUCGCCGGGCACGGCUUCCUCUGCGAGUCGAUGAAGAUCAUUGCGCUGGUGGUGCUCCUGGUGAUCAGUGUGCCGCCCUACGCCACCCUGGAGAUCCGAUUGGAGGCGCAGCGCAAGGCCACGCUGGUCAGCUUAUGACGCAGCAUCUUCAGCUAGUCCCGACGCCUGCGACGGGAUGUCGUGGCCCGGACGCACACCAUGUGACAUGUUCCCGAUACGGACACCGAUACGGACACGGUGUCAUAUCCGCGGCCAGAUCUCCUCCAAUCGCAACCCGUCAGUAUUGAACAAGAACGAGAACGAGAGACCCAAGUCAAGCGACGCAGGCUACACUACAAGUUCUGCGGCCAGAAGUCGAGGGAUGCGGACAGGGAUACGGACAGGGAUACGGUAUAGGUAUCUCUGGACUUCUGUCCGCGGGCCUAGAGGUUAAGACUAGUUCAUAAGAUCGAUCUAUACCCAUGUGCGGGGGGUUUCCUUCUCUCUAAAUGGGUGCAUUCUCAAUUCGUAGCAUUUGCCAGUGCCAGUAAUGUUGUUCCAUGUCUAUAACUUAUCUAUCAAAUAGAGAGAGCGAGAGAGCGAGAGAAAGAGAGAGGGAGAAGAGCUUUAUGAGCCACAAUAAGCAUGUAAUGUAGCAUGUAGAACGUUAUCUAUGUACGAGUAUAUCCGAUCUGAGACGAUACGAUAUCAAUUGCUGUAUCUACAUAUGUAUUUUGACCAAAGAGGGUUUUUGUGUGUGUUUCGCAAAGCAAACUAAUAUUACCUUCGAAGUUCGAACUCCAAUUUGCAAUUCCCAAACCGAACCGAUCCGAUCCGGUCCAGAAAUAAUGUUGUGUAUGUUAUGUAUGUGUUUUAUCGGUGUUAUGUGCGUUAUAUAGGUUUCGAGACCCUCCACUUUCACCUAACCAUAGGUAUACGGCAUACCCAUCCCGAUUCAGAUUCCAAUUCAGAUUCAGAUUCAGAUUCAGAUAAAGCUAGCUGCAGCUAAGGCUAACUGUUAUGAUAACAAGGUGAAAUCCUAAGGUCUAAGGUCUAAAAACAACAAUGUUAACAUUUUGAGAAUUUUGAGAGUAACCAUUUUGUGACCGUUGGCGAUUUCAUGCAUCGGGCUAAGUAUUACUAGUAUGUUGCUAGCCAUAUACUAUAUAUACACAUAGACAUACUAUAUAUUUUUUUCUUAGCGGCGGUUCCAUCUGAAUAUUGAAUAAAGCGAAUCGCAAACGUGUUAAACCGGGGAGACGCAAAGUCGAAAAAACGAUAAGAUCGAGUUCUACGUGUAUUGGAUGUGUAUUGUAUAUUGUAGGUGUCCAUCUCCAGAUCUAAUAAAGAAUCCAAAACAAG